UUAGCUUCUGUAGUAAUAUAGAUUAGUUUUAUAUUUCUGAUGGAGAUUGGAUGAAAAUGGAGAAAUAUUGUUACAGUUUGUUGGGUUUGGAAAUAAAAAUGUAAAAUAAUAUUUCCCAGCAUAAUGGAUAGUUCAGUUGGCAAAGAAAAUGUGGAUGGAUGCAGGGAGUUGUUGGUUUGUGCUGGCUGUCUUAAUCACCUUGAUGAUGAUGAGUUUGUUCAAGCACUCAAUCAAGAGUGGCACACAGAGUGCUUUAGGUGUUCUGCUUGUGAUGCCUCUCUUUCUUCCUGGUACUUUGAGAAAGACGGGCUCUUAUUCUGCAAGGAUGACUACUGGGCCAGAUACGGAGAGGCAUGUCAGGAUUGUAGUCAGAUCAUAACUGGUCCAGUGAUGGUGGCUGGUGAUCAUAAGUUCCAUCCAGAAUGUUUCUGCUGCACAUCCUGUGGCGGUUUUAUUGGAGAUGGAGAGUCUUACGCUCUCGUGGAAAGAUCCAAACUGUAUUGUGGCCCUUGUUACAAGCGUCAAAUGCAGCCGUUAAAGAAGACAACAAAAACACCUUUUGUGAGGAAACCUCAUUCUAUAAGGCUUGUAGAGAUUCCACCAACUAGCAGCAAUUCGCGGGGGAUCAAGUUGUCCGUUGAGAGUGCUGCAAGGUACACCCACCCCCAGCCUAGUGAAGCUCACUGUCCUGGCCUGAGGAUAUCCGAGUUCGUUCUUAAUCUUGUGGGAAAGGUGACAAAAUUGGCCGCUUCUUUAAUUGAAGCAGCAUUCAGGCUUUGCUGCCUGCUCUCGCGAUAUAGGCUGGAUGUCAGUAGUGAUUUGAUGUCUUUGCACAUUGGAGAUCGUAUUCUGGAGGUAAAUGGAACACCUGUCAAGGAUCAGCCAAUAGAAAACAUUGAGAACCUCAUAAGAUAUUCUGACACCGUACUUCAGUUGACGAUAGAGCACGACCCAGACGCAGUGGGUAGACGAAGGCCUACCAUCCCACCCCCUCUACCUGCUCCAACGCUCAAACCCUCCGACAAGGAAAGAUUGUUCAAGCGCAAGGAUGAGGGAUAUGUCUCAGGUUCACGGUCUUCAAGACAGCUGCGGCGGGGAAGGCCCAAUAACAAGGAGCGCUCCUCUUCUAUGUCUAGGCUUCUGGAUGGAUCACCACCCACAUCAAGGGAGGGAUGCGACCUGUCGAGGACACGUUCCUUCCGAGUAGAACCCAAGAACCAGAGGAUAUUCCGAGCCUCUGAUUUGGUAAAGGGAAGGCUCCUUGGUCAGGGGUUCUUUGGAAAGGUUUACCAAGUCACCCACCGGGACACAGGAGAAGUUAUGGUUCUGAAAGAACUUUACAGGGUUGAAGAAGAUGCUCAGAAAAAUUUCCUAAAAGAGGUUGCCGUUUUGCGUAGUCUCCAUCACCAAAAUGUCCUGCGGUUUAUCGGAGUCCUGUACAAAGACAAAAAACUACACCUAGUCACAGAAUUUAUCUCAGGAGGUACCCUCAAGGAUCUGAUACAGGACAUGAGUGAACCUCUUCCUUGGGAGCAGAGAGUGAGCUUUGCCAAGGACAUUGCAGCAGGCAUGACUUACCUCCACUCAAUGAACAUUAUCCAUAGAGAUCUCAACUCCAACAACUGUCUAGUCAGAGAAGACAAGGCUGUAGUGGUUGCGGACUUUGGCUUGGCAAGAAUAAUUUCGCAAAGCAAUUCUGAAAGAGGGUCAGGGAUCAGUCGUAUUGGUGCUCGUAGAUUUGGAACAAAAACUGGUCCGAACUCCCACCGCAGAUGUGAGCGCAAGAAACGCUACACCGUCGUGGGAAAUCCAUACUGGAUGGCUCCGGAGAUGAUGAAAGGCAACAAAUAUGACGAAAAAGUGGAUAUUUUUUCAUUUGGGAUCGUUUUAUGUGAGAUCAUUGGAAGAGUCAAUGCAGAUCCCGAUUACCUACCAAGAUCUUCAGACUUCGGCCUCAACCAGAGUGUAUUCAGAGAGAAGUUUUGUGCAACAUGUCCUGAACCAUUUUACAGAAUAGCCUUUCUUUGUUGCGACCUGCAACCAGAUAAAAGGCCACCAUUUGAAGUGAUGGAAGUGUGGCUGGAAGGACUUGCUAUGCAUUUAUCUGUUGGUAAAUCCUUGCCACAGGAUUUAGAAUUUGACAUCUACCAUUACACAGGGAGGAGUGGAAGUUCAUCUGAGUCUACUACCCCUGAAAUAGCAACACCAGAAGUUUUGCGAACUUCCAGUCCUGUUCUUGUGUCAAUCCACGAGAAAAACAAGUCUAGUCCUGAGUGCCUAUACAAGACUGUAGAGACAACUGCACUCUAAACUGCUCAACAUAGCUCUACCUGUUUCAUAUAGCAAUUAGAUCAUUUAUACUCCUAAAAAACUGACCCUGUGUAUUCUUGGAGCAAUUCUCUACUAAUUGGAUAUGCUGCUUGACUACACUCAUAAACCCAGAUCAAAAACAAAAAGAGAUUCCUGCAAAUUUGGAUGUGUGUAAAGGAAAAUAUGUAUGUGUUGAAGGCUGUUAUACGCUAAUUACCAAUGUUGCGCCUUUAAUUUUUAAUUUAUUUUCUGUACAUCACAAAUUACAACACUAUUGUAUUUUGUAUCUGUAGGAUAUCUUUUUCUACUGACUUGGAUUGUGUAAAAUUAUCGUCAAUUCCAAGAAUUUUGAAUCUCAAAUUAAAUUUUGUUUCAUUUGAAUCUCACCUUGAAUCAAUGUAGGACUUUGUACAUUAUGCAAUAUGUAGAAUAUACUUUACUGUAAAAGUUAAUUCCAAUUGUUAUUCCAUUGUUAUAAUGUCUUGGUUGCUUAUUAUUGUGAUGUAAUACAUAACAACAUGGCAUCUAUGAAUAUUAGGUUUCACAGCAUUUAAAAAGUAAUUUACCCAACAAGAUAAUUUUUUUAAUAGGUUACAGCAAAGUUUAAACUUUAGAAACUAUUUGCUAGUUGAUCAUACGAUAAUUUAAUAAAAAACAAAAAUUUAACUAAGAAUGUUUACAAAUGAAAAGUUCUUAAAUGUUUUGGUUCUUAAAUAUGGCUUAAACUAUUUGAUAGUCUUAAUUUUUUGUCAAUUACUUUUGUCCUAGGUGGUUAUUUUAUGUAAAUUUGUCGUUUUUAAAGUCAGUCUUCACAAAUAAACAAUUUUUUGUGAUAUAAUUAUUGGCAUUGAUAUAAGAAUACAAUUUGUUUUUUAAGGGCAUUGAAAACAUUUAAACCAUUAGAAACGGCUUUGUAAGGAAUGUACAAGUUUUAAGUGUUCAGGGUUUAUAUUCCUAGGCAACUUUUUGAUUGUAUAUAUAUAUAUAAAAUUAUAAUCUACUUAAUAGUAUAUAAUAUUAUUACUAUUAUUAAUGUUUACAAUGCCUUUGACUAGUUUAUUACUGUUGUUGCUUCCCAUAAAGAUCUGAAAUGUAGCCAACUUAAUCAAGUACAAGUAAUGAUAUUGUUAAUAAAAUAUUGUUAUCAUUAGCACUAACUGCAGGAUACAACCAUAGCUAUUAAUGAAAAAUCCACAUUCUUGCCAUACAUUUAUACCAACUAUAAACUAUACCAUAACCAUUUGUUUUUCCUGAUAAUACUUCAUACAACACACAGAUAUGAACAUGUCUACUCAUCUAUCACAAAUCAGAUCAUUUUGCUGUUAACACCCCUCAUCUCUUUGGCUUUUUUUUUUUUUUGUUAAUUUGCAUUACAUUGAUUCUAAA
Molecule: messenger RNA, 3696 nt
Organism: Macrosteles quadrilineatus (aster leafhopper)
Lineage: Eukaryota; Metazoa; Arthropoda; Insecta; Hemiptera; Cicadellidae
Gene: LIMK1
Product: LIM domain kinase 1
Exons: 14
Coding region: 124-2310 (728 amino acids)
Biological process (GO): actin cytoskeleton organization; protein phosphorylation
Cellular component (GO): cytoplasm; nucleus
Molecular function (GO): protein binding; ATP binding; protein serine/threonine kinase activity
Source: RefSeq, a predicted model, not a curated record